AUGCGCCCCGCCCGCCUCAGCAGCAACCACUUCGACGUGCCCGCGCACCGCCCGCAGAGCCCGCGAAUAGGCUCGUUCUUUUGCUCGCCGGACCUCAGCAGCUCUCGCUGGCAGUCGUUGCGAUCUCAAGUACGCGACCGUGCACCUGCUUUUGGCAGCGCGCUGCACGACGACGGUCCCACCUCGGUCGUUUUCCAGCCCUUGGAUGCGCUGCCCUCGUCGUCAGACAAGCCGUAUGGCUCGCCGCGACACCGUCCGGGCUUCUCGCAUAGUACAUCCCUGGGCAGCUCUAUCCCACCAUCACCCAUCCUUACAGACGUUGGCUCGGCGCCCGCCCUGCCCGUCCUCUCGCCGUACGCUACCGAGAGCUCGAAACGGCUCACCCUCCGACGCACGAAACGCAGCCGAUUCUUCACCCUACCGCAGUUCGUGGAGACUCAGGCGUUCUGGCUCGUCCUGUACUUCACGUUCAAUCUCGGGCUGACGCUCUACAACAAGCUGGUUCUUGUCCACUUCCCCUUCCCGUACACGCUAACUGCGCUUCACGCACUCUGUGGGACGCUCGGAGGCUUGACCUUACGGAGACGGGGUACCUACGUGCCUGCGAAACUCAGCGCGAAGUCAUCGGCUGCACUGGCGGCGUUCGGUGUGUUGUACGCGGUUAACAUCGCGGUAAGCAAUGUGUCGUUGCAGAUGGUGACCAUUCCGUUCCACCAAGUCGUCCGCGCCGCAACGCCCAUCUUCACUACCGCCCUCUCCAUGCUUCUCUUCGGCACACAGUUCACUCGCCUGAAGAUACUCUCCCUCAUCCCCGUCAUGGCUGGCGUAGCCCUCGCCACCUAUGGCGAUUACUACUUCACCUUCCUUGGCCUCCUUCUCACCCUCCUCGGCACCUUCCUCGCCGCGCUCAAGACUAUCUACACCAACGUCCUCCAGUCCUCGCCUAGCAGCUCCCGCCCACACUCGGCGCGUCUCCCUGUCCCCCCGCGCCUUGCCCUUCACCCACUUGACCUCCUCACGCGCACGUCACCCCUCGCCUGCGCGCUCUGUCUCUUCUACGCGUGCGUAUCCGGCGAGCUCGGGCAGGCGCGUACGUCGUUGGUGCCGCACACGAUGGCGGGCUGUGGGCGCGUACUCGUUAUACUGGGGAACGGCGUGAUCGCGUUCGGGCUGAACGUGGUCAGUCUGAGCGCGAACAAGAAGGUCGGGGCGCUGAACAUGACGGUGGCUGCGAACGUGAAGCAGGCGCUGACGAUCCUCUGUGCGGUGGGCAUCUUCCACCUGACAAUCACCCCUGCGAAUGCGCUUGGGAUAUGCGUCACCCUUGCAGGCGGCGCGUGGUAUGCGUGGGUUGAGUACUCCGUGAAACACCGCAGCUCAGCGUAG
Fomitopsis serialis is the source of this 1386-nucleotide messenger RNA. Its product is annotated as triose-phosphate transporter family-domain-containing protein. The record is from RefSeq and is a predicted model, not a curated record. The transcript has 4 exons. Gene Ontology annotation, cellular component: Golgi apparatus. Lineage: Eukaryota; Fungi; Basidiomycota; Agaricomycetes; Polyporales; Fomitopsidaceae. Gene Ontology annotation, molecular function: antiporter activity. The coding region runs from base 1 to 1386 and encodes 461 amino acids.